GGGAGCUGUUGCGCAGGCGCUGCUGGCAAUGUGUUCAUCAAUGUUCCAGAAUCCACACUCUUGACACUUAUCCCACUCUCCGUAUCGCGACACAUUCAUGUUAACGAACAUCUGACGACACCACCAUUACAGUAACCAUUCAGAGGCACCGCUAGCCAUGAAUUCGGAAGGCAGCCCAUCGACCAAUUGACCAACACACGAAAACUCCUCGACAAUGGCCGUCUUCCUCUCCCCCCCUAAGCUCGUGCUGCUCGCCGUGCACCUUGCUGUCAAGGCCGAUAUCGAUAGCUUGGCCUCCCUCGCCGCCCACCAUGGCUCCGUUCUUCGCAAAGAACUACUCCUACGCAUCCUGCUCACAUACCUUCCCGAGACUCUACGAUCGAGCGACUACGUCACCCUAAUCGAACACAUUGAGCGUGGAGACUUUUCCGAAUCGCAACUUGAUUCCACCGAUAACGAGCAGAAGCAUGAAAUCGACAUUUCUCCCGUCGAGUCGCUUACCGAAGAGGAGGCCAUCAAGAAGGUCAAGAAGCUUCGACUGCUACCCCUGUCCUCUCCCGAGGCCGCUCCAUCCACAGCAGAAGUCGCCGCCGACGAUACAACAUCGCUAUUCCUCUUGCGCAGGUCCUACAAGGUGGACGAAGAAGCUGGUUUGCUAACUGAGCUACCGGCUCUGUUGACGCCGUUCUUGGAUCACUCCCCCGCAAUCAGGUGGCUUCUGGUCUCGACGAUACUGCCGCUCCUGCGGCGCAACUGCGAAUAUUACCCUAACGAACCGAUUCCGUACACGCUGGCGGCAUUCCAGAGGUUGCCUGACAGGACGAUAGCGAACUUGUUGUUGUCGCAGACGGGCGCUCGCGAGGAGGAUUAUGGACAGAUCGGACGGGAUCUGAAGGGCAUGAUCGCGCCUUGGAUGCUGGAUAAGAAGCGCUGGAAUAACAGGGGUCAGAAAUCUGGCUCUGCUGAGGACUCGACGCCUAGAGGUACCGACACGGAUGAGGAUCCUUGUCCGGGAUGGAAUCAGGUGUUGCGUUGGCUUACGUCGAAUGCCUCGAAAAGCUGGAGGGUGGCUGCCAAUGCAUUUGACCAGUGGGAGGGCCCUCAGUCGGUGGAUUUAGGUGGAAUUUUGGGAGGAGACGAAAACCAACUAAAUGACGAGCAGCGGCGUCAUCUCGAUUGGACGUACGCCCAAGCUGCUCUGGCAUCUACAUAUCUGAUCUCGGAUGCAUCAGUUGAAGCAUUGGAAGGGGCUUAUGCGAUUCUUAACAGGGCUGUCGUCAUCACCAACCAGGACCCUCUUCCGCCACUACAAAAUGCGGUGGGCUUGUUAGCACCACUCGCCGAGCAAGUUGAUGGCAUUGUGGCCUCGCCAAAGAACGCGACAUAUUUGCGCAAUGAUCUCUUGGAGUCGUCAAAUGUCCUUACGUGGCCAACCGAGACGUCAACGGCUUUCUGCCAAGCCCUGAUAAUAAGUGCUUUCAUUCUCACCAGAGCUGGGUCUCCAUGCACCCUUAGGAGGGUGGGUGAGCUCGCACUGCUGCAGGAUGAGCGGGAGCAAAAGGCGGAAGCCCUCAAGCUUAUUCAUGCUCUAGCUAACCAGGGACCGAAGACGGACGACAAGUUCUGGAUGAAAUCCAGAGACGAGAUACUUUGGCUUCGUGACUGGGGUGCUGAAGAUGCCUGGGGCGCCACCGACUCGAGGCCCAAAGGCAUUUUCAGCCAGCUUAAGAAGGAUUUUUUGGAGGUUGAGUUUCUGAAGGCCUUGCUCACCAACACCCGUUACGCUCUGGCAAAAUCGAUUUACGAAGACUCGGUAGAACGGCCAUUGGACGAAAAGGUGCUGAAAGAUGCCGUUUUCUCCACAGCCAUGACUGCUUACGACAAUGCCUCCAAUCCCAACCGCACAAGGGGUGGGCUGAAGAAGUGUGAUGAUAUCAUCAAGGCAUUCCCCAACACGAUCUCGAAAUCCGAUCCCGUUAGCCAAAAGAUCGAGGCCCUUCUCCAAGCCACACAUGCCCUCAGCGAGUUCCGCCUAGUACUGAAACAAGGCGAACCCUUCACACCAGUCGUUCUACGAGUCCACGCCGACCCCAUCUCCAUCAUCGACAGAAUCCUCGAACAGAACCCCAAGAGCUACACACGGCUUCACGACCUCCUUGAUCUCGGAACCCGCAUGGUCAAAGCCGGACUAACAGCCACCACCAAAACCCCAGCAUCAAAACAACACCACAGCAGCUACACCGCCGCAACCCUCUCUCCCGACGAGGAAGCAAAGCAGCGACUAACAGCCGAGCGCCGUAUAAUCGCCAUGUGCAUCGACGCGGCCCUAACCGAAGACGACUUCGAGACCGCCUACUCCUACAUCCUCAACCGGCUCUCCUCCCCACCAUCCUCCAUGAACAAAUCCUCUACCCCCUCAUCAGUCGUCAUAGAAGACGACUACUCCUGGAAAGCCGCCCUUCAAGCCGGCAAGUACCGACGCACCAGCCGCACCGUGCGGCCCACCCACCUCGGCACCAACGCCUCCGCCAACCCGGAGAUCCGCCACCUCGAGCAGCGCAUCGAGUGUCUCUCCACGGCAUUACGCAUCGCCCCCACGCCCACACUACAAGAGAUCCUCAACGCGUACCGAAGAGCGGAAGAGGAACUUGAUUCCGCGCUGAAAGCUGAAGAAGAAGCUGAAGACGCGUGGGAUGCGGCUGGGGACUCGAUACAUGGUUAUGGUCAUGGUGGGCACCGGGUGCCAGGGGCGUUUGGGACACCACCUGGUAGAAAAUCUACCGUUACUGGUAUUGGGGGAGGAUCAAGCGCCGCAGCUGCAGCAGCCCGCUCAUCUAACUCAGCCUCUCGUCCCCAGCUGAAACAAAAACAAACAGAAGAAGCACCAAUGUCCCUCUUCGACCUCUCCCGCGCCUCCGUCCUCUCCGCGCAAAAGAACCUCUCCGCUCUCUCUUCUCUCCAGCGCGUCGCCGGCGGACUCGGUGGUCAUCUGGGUGGUGUAGCUGGUGGAUUGAGCGGUAGUGUAGGUGGUCUGGUUGGUGGGUUCACCUCCUCCUCUAAUACUACAAAUGCAAGAAAUAGCAUUAGCAGUGACCGUGACCGUGACCGGGAUAUGAGGCCGGGUAGUAGAGGUAGCGCUUCUACUGCUGGUGGUGGGAUGAUGGCAAGCAGCUUUUAUAGCGACGGAGGAGACGACGGUAAUGGGAGUGGGAAUGGAAAUAAUGGACAUGGGAGAGUAAGAAAGAGGGAUCAACUAAGGGAGGCGGCCAUGGGAACGCUGGUGUCGGGCGUGGGGUGGUUGGUUGGUGCUCCUGCGCCGGCACAGGGGACGGGAGGGAAUGGCAAUGAAUAGCGGUUCGACGACGACGCACAGGGAAGAUUAAAUGUUAGGAGUGAGUGAGUGGGUUAGUGGGUAGUGGGCGCAAACCUCAAGGCGAGGAUUGCUCCUCCUUGGUUUCUGGAUAGGGGUUGGUUGGUUUGCAUGAUUUGUUUUAGCGUUUCGUUUGAUUACU
Molecule: messenger RNA, 3512 nt
Organism: Neurospora tetraspora
Lineage: Eukaryota; Fungi; Ascomycota; Sordariomycetes; Sordariales; Sordariaceae
Product: secretory pathway protein Sec39-domain-containing protein
Exons: 2
Coding region: 215-3352 (1045 amino acids)
Biological process (GO): retrograde vesicle-mediated transport, Golgi to endoplasmic reticulum
Source: RefSeq, a predicted model, not a curated record